Messenger RNA from Cokeromyces recurvatus, 330 nucleotides. RefSeq lists its product as uncharacterized. The transcript has 2 exons. The record is from RefSeq and is a predicted model, not a curated record. NCBI's taxonomy places the organism in Eukaryota, Fungi, Mucoromycota, Mucoromycetes, Mucorales, Mucoraceae. The coding region runs from base 1 to 330 and encodes 109 amino acids.
AUGACACAGCAAGCAGAACCCGACGAUUAUAUUCUUGAAAAUGGAUUCAACAUAUCAUCACAAUUCAGACAGUUCAAUUUAGAAUCAAGCAAAAAAUCAAAAGAGUCAGGGUUUUACGUGGAUGGAGAUUUACAUCAAAUAUUGUCCUUGUCUCACGUGUUGUUACUUAAAGAGAAUGAGCAUGACGAAAGUGUAAUAAAAAGUUUUGGACUUGAAAACUUAAAUAGUCUACACAAAAAUAUACUUCAAAAAUACGUUGUUAAAAAUUCAGUAAUGGAAACAACAACAUUCAACAGUAUUAUAUCGGUAUUACGGGUAAGUCAAUGCUAA